CGCCCAAUACACAAUAGCCUCGCUAGAUGGAGACGAGGAAUCACUGCAGCUGCGCUGCCGGCGGCGGCAGGGAGCGCGGGCGGGAGUGCAGCCCCGGGCGGGAGGCGGGCGAGGCUCUGGCUAGGCUCACGUCUGUUUUCUUCUUCGUGCUUUAUUUAUUUCGCCUCCGCCCGCGAUUCUGCUGCCCGAGCCGGCUCUCCAGGCCAACGCCUCCCGCAGCUGCCUCUCGCGCGCCUGCAAGAGGGGUGCGGAGAGCUCGGUCACCCCCGCGCCCCAGGCGGCCCAGCGGCGCCACCGACAAGGGCGGGGAGCAGCCGCGGGCCGGGGAGGGCUCUCUCGCUGGCUCCAGGCGGCUCCGAAGAGACUUUCCCCGCCCUCCGCCUCCGCCUUGCCAGCCCGCCCCGACCCAGGGUGCGGGGUGCCGCCCCUCCCGCCCCACGCGCAGCUAGGCACAUCCCGGAGCCGCCGCGCCCUGCGCCCGAUGCGAGGGCGUCGCUCCGGGUCCCCAGCUCAGCCGCCCCGGAGGCCCAACCCGCGCGCAAACUUUUGCUCCAGUGCCUGGCGCUCCGCCCCGGCAUGUGAAGCACCCGAGCGCCUGCACAGCCCCCAGGUUCGCCCUCGGACGGGCGCUGCGGGCCGAGAUGCUCCUCCGGGACCUGGUGCUGCGCCGCGGCUGCUGCUGGCCCUCGCUGCUGCUGCACUGCGCUCUUCACCCGCUCUGGGGCUUCGUGCAGGUGACGCACGGGGAGCCCCAGAAGUCCUGCUCCAAGGUGACCGACAGCUGCCGACACGUCUGCCAGUGCCGGCCUCCACCCCCACUGCCCCCACCACCACCACCCCCGCCACCUCCCAGGCUGCUCUCCGCCCCAGCUCCCAACUCUACCUCUUGCCCUGCUGAGGAAAGCUGGUGGUCGGGGCUGGUGAUCAUCAUUGCCGUAUGUUGUGCCUCCCUGGUGUUUCUGACUGUGCUUGUUAUCAUUUGUUACAAAGCCAUAAAAAGGAAACCACUGAGAAAAGACGAAAAUGGCACCAGCAUUGCUGAGUAUCCCAUGAGCUCUUCACAGAGCAGCAAAGGGGUAGACGUGAACAACGCAGUAGUGUGAGUCUGCAAGCCUUGGAGCUGCUGGCCGGAGGGACACCUUGGUGGCAUAGUGGACAUGGGAAAGCAGGUGGACAAGAGCUGACACUGGGCUUGUCCAGGACUUCAUUGCCUUGCAGGCCUCGAGACUCCUGAAGGGGAGACCAUCCUCUUCCCAGGCUUGCCUCUGGUCAGCCUGGGCAGGGGCAGCUCAGACACCAGGCUGAGCCUGGCUCACCCUGCAUGCAGCACAGGGGCAGCGUCACCGCCCGAGGCCCUCCAUACCCUCCUUCUCGUCUGGUGUUUGAUCUGCCAACUGCCCCCCCAGCUGCUGCCUAAAGCAUACGUGCUGAUGAAGGGGGGCUCUAUUUGUCUGCUGGGGCAGGGAGGCUCCUCCUUUAUCUGAAAGGAAGGUGAUCCAAGGCCCACUCCCCUGCUUGAAAACCUCUCCUCCUCCCAGGAAGCCCACCUGCUUCUCUGUUGUGUUGAUGUUCCCAAGAGAAGCCAUUGGCACAGCCAGGAGACAGACAUCCCCUUUCAAAGGUGCUUCCCACAUUUCUGUCUGUCACCCCUCUGUGAUUGUCUUUGGUCUUCAGGGCCUGCCUUCUCCAUUUUUGCCCCCACUGAUGUGGGGGGCCCUUAUGUCCUGACCACUUGCCAUGGAGGGCUGUGAGCCCAGCUGUCAAAAUCCUCUUUCAAGCAGAAAAAGGGUUCAUUGACCCUUGAGGGUAGUGUCUGGCCUUUCAUGGGCAAAAUGACUCACUAAACCCUAAGCCAAGGACCUCCAGGCAAGGGCAGGGGCUGCUGCACCUGUUCUCAGACUCACUCCCACACCUGACCCCAUAGGAACCGAUGCAUUCCUGUGAGCCAGGCCUUACCUUGGUUGGGCAGAAGCCACCACUUGUGCCAAAUCCACUGCAGGCACUCUGUACAAGGCCAGCGCUGAGUCUGCCUGACCCCGUGGUACUCAGACCCAAUCCCCCCUCACUCAGGAGGAGGUGUUCUUCUAGUGCCCGUCUAUAAAUGUCUCUUUCUGUGGUCUUAUGCUUUGAAAGUACUGAGCCCUCCAGAGUGGUUGCAAGAUGAAGGAAUGAAUGGGGUGAGAGGAGAGGAGCCCUCCAGGCUUGGUAACCACCCCUCCAUGCACUUGGCUUUUCUCCCAGGUGACCACCUGCCCCGUGGGGCACAGGAGGGAGAGCCUGGAGAAAGCAUGCCUGGCAGAUGAGGAGGACAUUCCUGACCCUGUGGCUCCUCUCACCACCUCACAUGCUUGCUCAAAAGGAACCCUGUGCAUCGAGUGGUUCCACUCUCAAGCCAUGUAGGGAUUUAGCUGGGUGGACCUGGUUUGCUUCCUAAACCACCAGGUGGUUGGGCCACAGGUAAGACUUUCAAUCCAGGGAAGACUGACAGACAUGAAAACCCAUCUCCAUUUGGGCAGAACCUUAAAAUGUCCUAGUGCCACUAAGCUGUCAGUGUGUCAUUGUCCUGCCCACAGGUCAGUGGGUGCAGGCUGCAGACCGGCCCGGGACACACUCUCCCACAAAGGGUUUUGUUUUCUCUCUUCCUUCUGUGUGAGACUCAUUAUGAGUUUGGAUUUGGAUGUAGCUUUCCCAGCGCACCUUGGCAUUGGCACAGUGCUGCCCACGGCUUUCUUCAUUACUGCCCCAGCCUUCAGCCUGGUGAGCACUUUAUAGAGCUCUUGGGAUACAGAUCCAGGUGACAAACAAGCCAGAGGAUGUGAGUCAGAGGCAGGGCAGGGGUGAGAAGGUUGGCAGACCCCACCCCAGGUCCAUUUCCCCAACCAGAGGCUCAGGUUGUGCAAUUAGCCUGAUCCCAAUCUGCAGCCUGCUGGUGCCUGCAGGACCCCCGGGCUGCUCCCUAAGCAGCACCUGGACAGGACCCCAGCCCUGAGCACACUACUGUGGACUUCACCAGUAAAAAAAUGCUUGUGCCUUGGCUGGUUGGAAGCUCAGGAGUGAUCAGAAGGCAACCUCAGCCCUAGGGGAGACUUCUGCCUAAGGGAUCAUGGAGUGCUGGCUGCUUUGCACCCACUCACUGGGUCCCACCAUCCCCAACCUUGGCUUAAUUCAGGAGGCUCAGAUUUUGCAAUUAGCCUAAUCCUCCAGUCCCAGGUGAGUCUCCAUGGUGAGGAACCAUAGCUGAGCCAUCACCAUGCUUUGGGGCCUCUCCACCUUCCCUGAGCCACUGACACAUCCAUGGUUCCAGGUUGUGGGCAAAUUUCUCCACAGUUGGGCUUGUAAAAUCUCUUCUCACCUAGUUGUGAAAACCAAGGGAAGAGCUCAGUUUUUAUUUUUAUUCAUUUAUUUUUUUUUAUUAAAUCAUAGCUGUGUACAUCAAUAUGAUCAUGGGGCACCAUACACUUGUUUCAUAGAAUAUUAUCUUACAAGAGCUCAGUUUUUAAAAAGGAUUCAUCAAGGACCGACCACCCCAAACCCAGAACCAGACAUUUAGAAGAUGCAUCUCAUGGCGGACUCCAAGCCCCACCAGAUUUUUAGCUUAUGAGACUGAAGCGAAUUUAAGACCAUGCCAGCUUAGACCUUUUAUUGAAAAUGAAUCCACAGCCCCUAAACACAGACUGAUCCUCAGACUAAUCUGAGCUCAGAGGUUGCCAACGAAAUGCACAUUCCUUCUCAUUUUCUCAAAUAGAUGUUUUUCAGCCUUCCCAUCAAUGAGCCCAACUUUGGAACUUGGUGAAAUAUAGGAUCUCCCAGAGGUUUUAGGUGUUCCUCAGAAGCUUCUAAGGGAAGUUUUGGAAGAAAGACCAACAGGUGUAAAAAUAUAAACAUAUAUUAUAUAUAGUUAUAUAUUUAAAGAGAUAUCUAUAUAUAUAAAAUUAUUGUACUCUCCGCAUCUGUACAAAGUGUGAGUUAAGCUGCCCAGGUAGUGUGAGAUGUGUAAUGCAUGAAUGUAAAUACCCUGACAUCUGCCUUCUUAGCCAUGUGCUGUGUGUACAGGGGAGAUGACUUUUGUUGCUAGGAGUUCUCUCAAUGGGCAAAUAUACAGUUGAUGCCGUCUUGUCCACUAACUAGCCAUGAAUGUUGACUUUGUGCUGAGACUUUUGUAUAGGAAGCAUUGUACCGGCAGCAUUGGGGGUGCGCUGUAUGUUACAAGGAAGAAAGCACCGUGACUUUUUUAUUUUCAA
Nycticebus coucang (slow loris) is the source of this 4241-nucleotide messenger RNA. RefSeq names its product proline rich membrane anchor 1 (gene PRIMA1). The coding region runs from base 642 to 1103 and encodes 153 amino acids. NCBI's taxonomy places the organism in Eukaryota, Metazoa, Chordata, Mammalia, Primates, Lorisidae. The record is from RefSeq and is a predicted model, not a curated record. The transcript is spliced from 5 exons.